Molecule: messenger RNA, 1467 nt
Organism: Penicillium arizonense
Lineage: Eukaryota; Fungi; Ascomycota; Eurotiomycetes; Eurotiales; Aspergillaceae
Exons: 10
Coding region: 1-1467 (488 amino acids)
Biological process (GO): transmembrane transport
Cellular component (GO): membrane
Molecular function (GO): transmembrane transporter activity
Source: RefSeq, a predicted model, not a curated record
AUGUCCGACCUGAAGCCUAAGUCUGGCAGGUUAUCCUUGUUGGGACUUCUCAAAGAGGUAUUCAAUUGGUACCCAUCCCACUAUCCAGCUGAAGAGCGAAAAUUACUCUUUAAAUUGGACUUGUCAAUCCUUGUGUUUGCCUGUCUAUGCUUUUUUGUCAAGUAUUUGGACCAAACAAACAUCAACAAUGCCUACGUCAGUGGUCUGAAAGAAGACUUUGGCCUUUACGGCAAUGAACUUAAUUAUUUCAAUAUCUGCUACUUUACAUCAUAUGUUGUUUUCCAAAUACCUGGUCUACUCCUGAUGUCGCGCCCGAAACUGGCUCGCUGGCUACUCCCCACGCUUGAGGUUCUGUGGGGUAUUUGUACGUUCGCUCAGAGCCGUGUGACAAAUGUCAACCAAUUGUACGCGCUUCGUGUUUUAGUUGGCAUGCUUGAGGCGCCUGUAUUUGCUGGAACCCACUUCGUUCUCGGUUCCUGGUACUCUGGUCCAGAACUGUUCAAGCGAGCAGGAACUUGGUUCAUAAUGAACCCCGCGGGAUCAGCAAUUAGCGGUUAUCUACAAGCAGCAGCAUACACCAAUCUCUCGGGUGUUGGCGGUAUGCCCGGUUGGAGAUGGCUGUUCAUCAUCGAUGGUGUUUUCACCAUUCCUGUGGCCUUACUCGGUUUCGUCAUUUUCCCUGGCAUUCCUGAUUCACCAAAGCCUUUCUUUUUGACAGACAGAGACAUCGUACUGGCGAAGGAGAGAACAGAAAGGGCCAAGAUUAGCAGGCCUGGAAAGAUGAAUCUUGACGUUUUCAAGAGGACUUUCAAGCGAUGGCAUAUUUGGCUCUUUGUCGGCUGUUACAUUUGCAUGAUAAUUGCGUCGUAUCCAGCUGGCUACAUGAGUCUAUGGCUCAAAGCGGAGGGUUACACUGUCAAGCAAAUCAAUCAGCUUCCGACUGUUACUUAUGGAGUUCAAAUUGUUGCAUCUUGGCUAGGGACUACACUAGCAGCGAUUUAUCCGGAGUGGAUCAUCUUCACGAUUGCCUCCGCAUUUUGUUUGUUUUCAGCAAUCGUUAUGAUAAUUUGGAACGUGCCUACCGGGCUAAAAUUCGUUGCAUGGUACUUCCUAGGGGCUGCUGGAUGCCUGAGUCCUAUUUUGUAUUCAACUAUCAAUACAAUUGUCAAGAACGACUCCGAGGAACGAGCCCUGAUUAUGGGCGCUAUGAUGUCGGUGGGCUAUUCGUUCAACAUUUGGGUUCCGCUAUUAGCUUUCCCAACGGCUGGUCCGAACGGUGCACCAAGAUGGCGACAUGGAUGGCCGGUAUCCUUCGUCUUCUAUUUCCUUUUGUGGGCUGGCUUUGUUUUCGCUAUUGUCAUAUAUCGAAGAGAGCAAAAGAAGGAAACCUCGGAACUUUCUCAAGAUAGUAGUGAUGAGGAACGGGAGACAGUCGUGGUCAAUACAGUUCCAACACGGAAGACUUAG